CGGGGCUGCCGUGGAUUCUGGCCACUUCUCAAUCGUUCCUCUUCUGAUUCAGGGUGGCAUUGUGCUUCUCAGCGUGCUGGAGUAUUCCCAGACCAGAAGCGAGGCUGAGCCCAGAGGGCUGGGUUGCUUCAGCAGGGAAGACUCCCUUCCCCCCCUGCUUCAGGCUGCUGAGCACUGAGCAGCGCUCAGAAUGGAAGCCAUCGCCAAAUAUGACUUCAAAGCCACUGCAGACGAUGAGCUGAGCUUCAAAAGGGGGGACAUCCUCAAGGUUUUGAAUGAAGAAUGUGAUCAGAACUGGUACAAGGCAGAGCUCAAUGGGAAGGAUGGCUUCAUUCCCAAGAACUACAUAGAAAUGAAACCACACCCGUGGUUUUUUGGCAAAAUCCCCAGAGCCAAGGCAGAAGAAAUGCUUAGCAAACAGAGGCACGAUGGGGCAUUUCUAAUCCGAGAGAGUGAGAGUGCUCCUGGGGAUUUCUCCCUCUCCGUCAAGUUUGGAAAUGAUGUGCAGCACUUCAAGGUGCUCCGAGACGGAGCUGGAAAGUAUUUCCUCUGGGUGGUGAAAUUCAAUUCUUUGAAUGAAUUGGUAGAUUACCACAGAUCAACAUCUGUGUCCAGAAACCAGCAGAUAUUCCUUCGAGACAUAGAGCAGGUGCCACAGCAGCCAACAUACGUCCAGGCCCUCUUUGACUUUGACCCCCAGGAGGACGGUGAGCUGGGCUUCCGCCGGGGAGACUUCAUCCAUGUCAUGGAUAAUUCAGACCCCAACUGGUGGAAGGGGGCUUGCCACGGGCAGACCGGCAUGUUUCCCCGCAAUUAUGUUACCCCCGUGAACCGGAACGUCUAAGAAUCAAGAAGAAAUUAUUUAAAGAAAUUGAAAACACAAAAGAAACAUACCCACAAGCUGCCUGUAACAGCAGCCUGUGAGGGAGCUCAGAACACCUGGCUGGGUCACACUGGUGACCUUCUCACUUUGGUUGGAACUUUGGGGGGUGGGUGGGGUGUUGGAUAUCAAAAUGCCAAAACUUACCUAUUGAAUUAAGAAGAGUUUUUAUUACAGAUUCUCACCGCUGCUCCUGUUUCCCUUCCUAUGUCCUUUUUCUCAUCCUUUUUCUCUGUCCUUCGGUGCAUGAAUUUAAGGCCUCAUAUAGUCCCAGCUGAUGCCAAUAAUAAAAGAAAAGAAAUCAAGUGGGCUGUAUUUUCUCUAUGCAAAAUGUCUGUCUUAGUGAAAAUGACUGAAAGGAGAACAGUGAGUCUGUCCUCCAUAUGCACACACAGCAGGAGCUGCAGGGCAGCUGCCUCAGCUGGGUUUUCCCCCAGGUAUUUCAUCACAUUGGAACUAGAGUCAGGAGGGAGGCAUGCUGCCCACCCUAUGGCUUCCUGAGAAAGUCAGACUGCAAACCUGCGCCUCUCUCUCUUCGUUCCCAGUGUCAUUGACGGUGUUGUUUCUUCAUAGUGCCUUUUUCCUUAUUUCAAGGGUUACUUAGGCGUGGUGGCUUCUGUUUUGUUUUAAAAUAAGUUAAAAACAGUCCAGAGCUUUUCAGCCAAUUUGUCCCCUACUCUGUGUAAACAGUUUUUCUUCAGGAGAAGGGAAAGCCGGGUAGAGAAAGGAGACAGUACAACUGAAGGUGGGUGACCUGCCUGUACUGAGCCAGGAGUGUCUGCAGCUCAGCUUCAGUACUUAUGAGGCCCUAGAUGCUGGCCGUGAUCAGUGGAGCAGCUGCUGACCCCACAAGCCUGGUGCAUCUGGCUGCAAGGGUGGCACAGUGCUUGACCUCCAGGUCUCAAGUAUGCUCUGCCCUCCUAUCCCCAGAGUCUGCCAGGCACAAACUCCUGGAGCCAGCAGGUUGCAGAUAAGGAAGGCAGAAAAUGGCACCUAAGCCAUUUUCAGUCUUCACAAGUCUAACCUUAUUAUGCCUAUGCUGGGGUGAGAAUUCAGAGUAUUUACUUUUUGUUUUUCUUGCUCUUAAAUUUAGGUCCAGGCUUUCAUUUAUGUGUCCCCUGACCUUCAAGGGGGUAGUGGCAGGAAGCAAGACUGGCUUUCAUGUCUCUUUCACAGAGGAUUGUGUUUGCACCUAUUCCCAACACCCCAUCCUUGGAAGCUGGAAGAGUUGAGGAAGGUGAAGUGGGAAAGACAGGAAGGCCAGGCCACUCAGAGCUCUGUCUACCUUCUGCUGACUCUCGGUCCCUCGUAGCAGUGUGCCUGCUAACUGCUUCUCUCCACACAGUCACCCUUCCCCUAACAAAAACAAGGUCACCUCUCUUUCUCUCCCUGGAAGUUGGCAGCCUUUGCCCUUUGUGUUCCUAGGGGUCAGUGGAAUCUCCGCUGGACUCUGCUUGUGGAAAUGGACUUGGCCUGGAGAGCCUUAAGGCCCAGGAGACGUUGACUCUUCUGGCCCAAACAGUCCUCACCUCUCCUUCUGCUCCUUCUUUCCCCACUUAUGAUAAGAGAACUCUCUGGCGUUCUACCCCUGGACCAUUUGAUUGUUUUAUUUUGAAAUUGGUGUAUAUCAUGAAGCCUUGCUGAACUAAGUUUUGUGUGUAUAUAUUUAAAAAAAAUCAGUGUUUAAAUAAAAAGACCUAUGUACUUAAUCCUUUAACUCUGCGGAUAGCAUUUGGUAGGUAGUGAUUAACUGUGAAUAAUAAACAUACAAUGAAUUCUUCA
Ictidomys tridecemlineatus (thirteen-lined ground squirrel) is the source of this 2662-nucleotide messenger RNA. NCBI's taxonomy places the organism in Eukaryota, Metazoa, Chordata, Mammalia, Rodentia, Sciuridae. The record is from RefSeq and is a predicted model, not a curated record.